Rotaria sordida is the source of this 606-nucleotide messenger RNA. The record is from the annotation of a GenBank genome assembly. NCBI's taxonomy places the organism in Eukaryota, Metazoa, Rotifera, Eurotatoria, Philodinida, Philodinidae.
AUGUUAACGACAGUUAUACUAUUCAUUUUUUUCCUAUUUAUUAAUCACACAAAUGGUCGUACAUUUCAUACACGAGAUACAGAUAGUUUGGUUGUUAUGCGCGAAAGAUGUGCUAAAACUCCUUAUGUCGAUGAAUGUACAGGAGUUAAAUCACAAAUGGAAGAUUUACUUCGUAAAUGCAGAGGUAUGGUAACACCAGUAUCAGCUUGUGAUGAUGUCAAAAAUAAAUAUUGCUUUAUAUGGCCUAGCGAACUUUACUGUUAUGGAUUUAACGGUGGUGGUGGUGGUGGUGGUGGGAGUGAUUCCGAUUGGAGUCAAAUUCCAUCCGAUCCAAAUGAACUUAAAAGACGUGGAGAUUAUUGUGUUACUCAUCAAGCCGAACUUAAAUGUCGUAAUCUAUUAAAUGCAUUGAAAAUUCGUUAUGAUGAAUGUUCUAAACGUCCAAAAACUGAUAUUAGUUGUCAAAAUUUUAAAGGUUCACUUUGUUCAGCUUUUCCGAAUUUUUCUCCAUGUAUCUAUGGUGGCGGUGGAUUACGACGACGAGUAACUCAACUGGAAAAUUACUUUCAAAAACGACAUAAGGUAUUAACACAUCAUCAUCAUUAA